AUGCUCACACGACAAGCGGGCGGCCGCCACGCUGUGGCCCUGUGCCGGCUGCCCUCCGCCAACACGAUCCCAAGGCUCCCGACACAACCGACACGCGUAUUACGACCCCUGCGCCCCGUCGGCGUCGACCGCCGCCUCCUCACAACACGUCCCGAACUGCGGCCAUGGCGGCCCAAGACGAAGUUCUACAGCGGCAUCGGCUACCUGCCCGAACGCACGCUGGCCACCGCCCUCAACGACUACACCCCGAUCCCGCAUGACGACGGCGCACAUGCCGCCGUGUCUCUCUCGCCGGGCGCGCCGCCCUCUUCUUCCUCCGCCUCGUCCGCUUCCUCUGUUUCCUCUGUCUCCUCCGCUUCCGCCUCACAUUCCACCGCACGAUACCCUCUCCUAUACGCGACAUCUCCACCAUUACCGCUCUCUUCGUCCGCAUCACCACGCGCCCGCACGGCCGUGCCCAGCCCGCUGCCGCUCUGGGAGCUGCGGCCACACAACGUAAAGGCACCGCUCGUGCUCGACGACACCGAGAGCGUCCCCGUGGCGCGCCAGAAGAUCAACACGCGCGGUGUCCCCGGCGACGUCGACGAGAUGCUGUCGGUGCUCGACGCGUGUCUGCAGGUCGGCAAGCUGGACCGCGCGGCCCUCGUGCUCAAGCGGCUGGGCCAGCCCGGGUUCGCGACGCCCGACGUCGACCUUGUCGAGCUGCACAACCGCUACCUGCGUGCCGUCGUCGACCAGCUGCUCGCCGACCCCGACCUGGCCACCGCCGAGGAGCUGCACAAGUGGUUCGAGCUCGAGAUGCGCGGCAAGCGCGCCCAGCAGACCCCCGAGACCAUUGCCUACAUGCUCAAGGCGUCGCUGCUGACGGCCCACGGCGCGCGGCGCGAGCGUCUGGUCGACCGCUACAUGGGCCUGGCCCCGGGCGACGCCGGACUCGAGGUGCUCUACAUGACGGGCAUCCUGAACGACCAGGACCGCGCGGCCAUUACCGACAUCUGCCGCACGUACAACCUCGAGUCGUUUGCCGGCGGCGAUGCCGAGGCCACGACGCUGUUUGAGGAGGCGCUGCGGUCGAUUGAUCCGGAGGGUGUGGCGGCCGGCGCGGAGGCAGCGGAGGCAAGCCAUGCGGCCACUGACGCAUCCGCCUCGACUCGUGCGUCUGCCCCCACGGACGUGCCUGACAUGCCCGACACGUCCGCCACACCCGACAUGCCCGCCACGCCCGACACGCCGCCUGUCCUCGGCACGCCGCAAAAGGGCAUGGGCCUGCGCAUGCUCAAGCAGACCCUCAGCCUCUUCGCCGAGAUCCCCGAGGGCCGCGACAUUGCCGGCCUCAACCUGUCCGAGCGCCGCGAGAUCCAGUCGCGCCUCGAGCGCGACUGUGUCGACGCGGCCGUCGAGCGCUGGAAGGAAGAGAACCAGGCGCUGCUCAAGAUGGGCCUCAACACGUCGCUGACGACCGCCUCGCUCAACGCGCGCCUCUACGAGUGGCACAAGGACCUCGAGCUGCGCCUGUCGCAGGAGCUCAAGAAGAUUGAGCUCGCCGAGGCCUCGGGCAGCAAGAACAAGGAGGACCUGGACCGCUGCCUGUACGGGCCGUUCCUGCGCCAGUCGCUGCCCAGCCGCCUGGCCGCCGUCACCAUUGUCAGCACGCUCAGCGGCAUGGCCAUGCAGGGCGCCGACAAGGGCAUCGCCAUCAGCAACAUCAUUACGCAAAUCGCAAAGGUCGCCGAGGAGGACAUUCGCCUGCAGCAGCACACCAAGAUGAUGGCCGCCCGCGGCCAGAAGACGUCCGCCCGCGCCGCCGCCAAGACCGCCGCCAAGACGGCCCUGCGCAAGGCCAUGCGCCCGGCCAAGGUGUCGCUGCAGCAUGCCGGCGACGCCGCUGAGACGGCCGCCGCGUCUGCUGCCGCUGAAGCCGCCAACAGCACCCCUGCCACCACUCUGGAACGGCCCGCCGACCGCGACGUCGCCUGGCCCAUCACCAUCAAGGCCAAGGUCGGCGCCGCCCUGCUGUCGAUGCUCAUGGAGACCGCCAAGGUCACCGCCGUCAAGGAGCACCCCGAGACGCGCACGCUCGUCUCCCAGCAGCAGCCCGCCUUCAGCCGCCUCAACCAGCUGCGCCGCGGCAAAAAGGUCGGCGUCCUCGUCGCCAACAGCACCCUCGUCGACCUCAUGAAGCGCGAGCCCCGCGGCGACUUCCUCGCCCGCCACCUGCCCAUGGUCGUCGAGCCCCAGCCCUGGCAGACCGUCGACAAGGGCGGCUUCCUCGAGUACCCGGCGCCGCUCGUGCGCGUCAAGGACUCGCGCAAGGACCAGAAGAUCUACGCCGAGGCCGCCAUUGCGCGCGGCGACAUGGACCAGGUCCUCAAGGGCCUCGACGUGCUCGGCCGCACCGCCUGGAAGGUCAACCGCCCCGUCUUCAACGUGCUGCUCGAGGCCUGGAACACGGGCGAGGCCAUUGCCGACAUCCCGCCCAUCGCGCCCGACAUUGCCGUCCCCCCCGAGCCCGACUCGUCCGAGGAUCCCAUGAAGCGCCGCACGUGGCUCAAGGCCGUCAAGGCCGCCGAGAACCAGCGGUCCGGCCUGCACUCGGUGCGCUGCUUCAUGAACUUUCAGAUGGAGAUUGCGCGCGCCUUCCGCGACCAGACCUUUUACUUCCCGCACAACGUCGACUUCCGCGGCCGCGCGUACCCGAUCCCGCCCUACUUCAACCACAUGGGCGCCGACCACGUCCGCGGCCUGCUGACCUUUGCCCAGGGCAAGCCGCUCGGCGCCGACGGCCUGCGCUGGCUCAAGGUGCACCUGGCCAACGUGUACGGCUACGACAAGGCCAGCCUGUCCGACCGCGCCGCCUUUGCCGACGAGCACGUCGACCAGAUCCGCGACGCCGCCACGAACCCGCUGCGCGGCGGCCGCUGGUGGCUCGCGGCCGAGGAUCCCUGGCAGUGCCUGGCGGCGUGCAUGGAGCUGACGGCCGCGCUCGCGCUCGACGACCCGACGGCCUUUGUCUCGCACCUGCCCGUCCACCAGGACGGCACCUGCAACGGCCUGCAGCACUACGCCGCGCUGGGCGGCGACACCUGGGGCGCCAAGCAGGUCAACCUGGUCCCCGGCGACCGCCCGGCCGACGUCUACUCGGCCGUCGCCGACAUUGUCCGCGCGAGCAUCGCCGAGGACGCCGCCCACGGCGACCCCAACGCGCGCGCGCUCGACGGCAAGAUCAAGCGCAAGGUCGUCAAGCAGACCGUCAUGACCAACGUCUACGGCGUGACCUUUGCCGGCGCGCGCAAGCAGGUCCUCAAGCAGCUGGACGCGCUGUACCCGACGCUGCAGGCCGACACCGACAUCCCCGCCAUGGUCCUGGCGUCCUACAUUGCCACCAAGAUCUUCCAGGCCCUGUCGACCAUGUUCAGCGGCGCCCACGACAUCCAGCACUGGCUGGGCGAGAUUGGCGGCCGCGUGUGCCGCGCGCUGACGCCCGACCAGAUUGAGCGCAUCAUUCACAACGAGCCGCACCAGGAGGCCACGGCCGCGGCAGCGGCAGCGGCAGCGCCCAAAAAGUCGCGAUCCAAAGGCAAGGGCAAGCCUGGCGCCUCGGGCAGCACGCCGACCAAGACGAUGAAGCGCGAAAACGACGAGAUCCUCGGCCAGUUCCGCUCGACGCUCGUGUGGACGACGCCCCUGCAAAUGCCCGUCGUCCAGCCGUACCGCAAGGCCGCCAGCCGCACCAUCGAGACCUGCCUGCAGGACCUGAUCUUGUCGGUCCCCGCGCGCAGCGACCCCGUCCACAAGCGCAAGCAGCUGCAGGCCUUCCCGCCCAACUUUAUCCACUCGCUCGACGCCAGCCACAUGCUGCUGUCCGCCCUCGAGUGCGACGCCCUGGGCCUGCAGUUCGCCGCCGUCCACGACUCCUUCUGGACCCACGCCGCCGACGUCAACACCAUGAACCGCGUCCUGCGCGACGCCUUUGUGCGCAUCCACAGCGAGGACGUCGUCGGCCGCCUCGCCCGCGAGUUCGAGGCCCGCUACCGCGGCUCGCUCUACCUCGCCCAGGUCCACCGCGGCAGCGCCGUCGCCAAAAAGAUUCUCGCCCUCCGCAAGGCCUCGCCGCGCAUGUCGCUCAAGGACGAGCUCGUCCUCGAGCACACGCGGCUCGCCCUCCUGGCGUCGGACGACCCCGCGCGCGUCGCCCAAGGCCGCAGCAUGGUGACGCCCGCGAGCCUCUUUGCCGAGGCGGCGGCCGCCACGGACGACGCCGACGCCGUGGUCGAGGCCGAGGACAUGUCCGAGUUUCGUCUCGGAAGCAUCCCCGCCGACGAGGCGGCCGCGCAAGAGAAGCUCAUGCAGGCCGCCGCGGCCGCCACCAACAAGGACGCCCGCGGCACGAAGGCGGGUUCUACGAAGGCGGGCUCUACGACACCUACGACGUCGGCGACCGGCCGCGGCCGCAGCAUUACCGGCGGCAUGAGCCUCGACGGCGUGGGCUCGGCAAUGGGCGACGUCGCGACCGGUGACGAGAUGAUGGCGCUUGAGGAGGACGACGAGCUGGCCCUGCUCGAGGACGCCGACGCCGACGCCGACAUCGACGAACUGUCCCCCACCGAUGCGGCGCUCGCCGGCACGGGCCACUUUGAAGCCCAGCUGCGCGGCCUCAAGAAGCCCUUGACCAAGGCCAAGAAGGACAAGACGGCCGCCGCCUUGGCCCGCCAGACGCCCGUCCAGGUCUGGGUCCCGCUCACCUUCCCGGCCAUCCCCGCCAAGGGCGACUUUGACGUGCGCCGCCUCAAGGACAGCGACUACUUCUUUUCGUAG
Molecule: messenger RNA, 4815 nt
Organism: Sporothrix brasiliensis 5110
Lineage: Eukaryota; Fungi; Ascomycota; Sordariomycetes; Ophiostomatales; Ophiostomataceae
Product: DNA-directed RNA polymerase, mitochondrial
Exons: 1
Coding region: 1-4815 (1604 amino acids)
Biological process (GO): mitochondrial transcription
Cellular component (GO): mitochondrial DNA-directed RNA polymerase complex
Molecular function (GO): DNA-directed RNA polymerase activity; mitochondrial promoter sequence-specific DNA binding
Source: RefSeq, a predicted model, not a curated record